This is a messenger RNA of Sipha flava (yellow sugarcane aphid), 867 nucleotides long. RefSeq lists its product as uncharacterized. Gene Ontology annotation, molecular function: N-acetyltransferase activity. The record is from RefSeq and is a predicted model, not a curated record. Lineage: Eukaryota; Metazoa; Arthropoda; Insecta; Hemiptera; Aphididae. Bases 136 to 522 code for a protein of 128 amino acids. The transcript has 4 exons.
AAUUAUUUCCUCAACGUAUUGUAAUUGUAAAUUAUAAUAUUCGUUAAGUACUGCAUUUAUCUUAAAUAUAAAUUAACGAUACGAGAUCAAUUCGUCUUAACAAAAAAACUAGAAAAGAAAAAAAAGAAAAGCAGCAUGAAAACGUUAUGCGCAAUGGAAUCAUUAGUCGAAGACGUCCCACAAGUUAACUUUGUUGUCUGUCCCGCUACGAUUGAACACUGCGACCGAAUUUUCGAAUUAUUUCAAGAAUACUAUUCUGAAUAUGGAAUACCAAGUAAUAGACAAUUAAAUGAAGAAACUUUCAGAAAAGAAGGAUUCGAAUCUUCAAAUCCAAGUUUUCAAUGUUUUAUAGCUAAAACUAGAAAAAAAGUGGACGUUAUCAUCGGGUUUGUUUUAUGGUUCCGACCAUUUGAGAACACAACUGGACAAAGAGUAUUUCUGGAAGCAUUAUACGUAUCCAAACCAUACCGACAGAAGCAUGUCGAACAAACUCUAUUUGAACAAACAAUUCAAUUUUAUUAAAAUGCAUUUUACGUCGUCCAGUCAUGUUGAUCGUGGAUACUUCUUUCAAUAACUAAAUUAUAUAAACUAAAUUGUUCCCUAAAUAUAUUUUUAAAAACACAAAGAAAUUGAAGUAUACGAUUGCAAACUGGGCAGACGAACGUUCCUAUAUAAUAUUUUUAAUCAAAUAAUUUCACUUGAAAUGUGGGUGGUAUAAAAAAUGGGUUGAACUAUGACUUAACUGCAUUUCUCAUUAUGUAUGUCAACUGUCUUCAGACUACUUAUAUAUUAAAACUUAUCUCUACAAAUAUGGAAUUAUUGUGCAUUAAAAUUGUAAUAAAUUAAAACAUUUUACCAAUAUUCAAA